Zasmidium cellare ATCC 36951 is the source of this 1614-nucleotide messenger RNA. RefSeq lists its product as uncharacterized. Gene Ontology annotation, biological process: regulation of DNA-templated transcription. NCBI's taxonomy places the organism in Eukaryota, Fungi, Ascomycota, Dothideomycetes, Mycosphaerellales, Mycosphaerellaceae. Bases 1 to 1614 code for a protein of 537 amino acids. Gene Ontology annotation, molecular function: zinc ion binding; DNA-binding transcription factor activity, RNA polymerase II-specific. The transcript has 3 exons. The record is from RefSeq and is a predicted model, not a curated record.
AUGCCCUCCAUUAGAUCUAUGAUCGCCAGCAGUACGAAGGCGUACCAAGACGAAAAAGGUCUCGAUUUCGGACGGUCGUCGCCGGCCAUACGGAUGAUAAAUGAUGGUCGUUCGGAUGGUCGGGGAUUACGCAGCCGUUCUCCGAGACCGGAUUACGAGUCACAAAUCCGCUUCACAAGUCCCCCUUUGAUCAAGAUGCCUGCUACUACGUCGACAAAGCCGUCGAAACACAUCUGCCUAGACUGCGGCCGUGCUUACAAGGCUGUAGAGACUCUCAAUCGGCAUUCCAAGAACCAUUCAGAGACCACGCCAUACGUAUGCUCCGUCUGCGAUGCCUCAUUCAAGAGAAAGGAUCUUCUCGACCGUCACGCUCGAAUACACUUGAAAGCGAGACCAGGGUUGACCAGGAACCGAAGUCGACGGGCGUGUGACCGCUGCUUUGGUAUGAAGACGAGGUGUGACAACAUGACACCCUGCACUAGAUGCUCGAAGGGUGGUUAUGACUGCACGCAUACACGCAUCCGAAGUAGAGGGCGCAAUCCUGAAUUGGCCGCAAGCAUCGGUUCUUCAUCCAUCAACAACCAUCGUUCAAUCACUGGAGAGCUUGCCAGUACGACAUGGUCUCACCGCGACAGCGACAUCCUGGAUAGUCGAUGUUUGCAAGAGCCCAUGUGGGCGUGGCCUCUGACGAUCCAAAAUGCGCCGGUCAAAGGGCUCGACCGAAGCUCUAUGAGAAGCGAUUCGUUCUCCACCGAAGAUGCCAUCGAAUCCAACUUCGUCCUGGACCCUGCACUGCAUUCAAGUGGCACGUAUAACGAAACUUCCUUCUCGGUCCUUUCUGGUGAUCUUUUUGACGAGAUGCCUCACAACGCCGCAUCUUGGUACUCCGGUCCAAACGGAUGUGCCAACGGCUUUCCAACAAGCGCCUCGAGCAGCUGUUACACUCCUAAUACCACAUUCCACCACAAACGAACGAACAAUUCUCGGUCUACGCCUACGCUAACCUCUACGACGAAGCUAUCCGGUAUCGCAACGCGCAUCGCACAAGAAUCAUCCAUUCGAGAGCUGGCCCUGCUUUCCACCUCAGACUUCGACGUCCCAAACCACAACCGCGGUGACCGCGAAUGGCUCUGGCAGUCCAUCUCAAGCAAAAUAGAGCUCGCGUUCGGGCUCGAAAGGCUAUUAGUCUCCAAAACCUCCAACAUCCUCGACCAUUUCGUCAAACUGUUCUUCGAAAUCUCCCACGCUCCCUGGCCGACCAAUCGAUCCAACCUUCUCGCAGUAGAUGCAUUCCCGUCGCAUCUGUACCUCACAAUGGCAGUAAUCGGAUCGGCCUACGCGGGUCCAGAAGCCCAGGCUUUCCAUCUGCAAGCGCUGUACGCGUUACGACCGAGGCUUGUGGAUGCAGCCUUGCAUCAGACACUCAGCAUUGAGACUACAAUCCCACUGAUCCAAUCUCUGGCUCUCCUGCACACGGCGAUGCCCUACUCUAGAGACUGCAAAGCUUUGGCCGACGCGUCGGAGCUGUUUGAUCUCGUUGUGAUGCUUAGUCGGAGAGUUUGCCAGAAGUUGAGAGCAGAAAGGGAUCUCUCGCGCCUGGCGUUGUGGGGCUGA